GAGAGAGAGAGAGAGAGAGAGAGACAAGAAGAAGACGAGUCCCACCCAGAAUAAAGCUUUUUCUCUCCUCUUCAAAAUUUGGUCAGAGCCUGACACGUCACGCUUUAUCAGUCACUGACCGGCGCCGACGUGGACAUGUGCCUUCUUCUCGCUCUCAACCGCGGACGAAGGUCAUCGCGAUUACGGAUAGACGGAUUCUAGUUGGUUUGAGUUAGUGGGAUGGGCCCUGAACUGGAGCUGAAACCGAAUUCAGAAGCUGCAAUGGGAGUUUCGGCGGUGAAGGAGACUGGUGUGAUCCAUAUAGAUCAAGAUGAGAAGUUUAUGCCCUGUGUGAGCAACUACAAGGAUAGUAUUUUCAACAUGGAAGCCUCGUUUGCGGAACACACUAGCACAUCAAAUAGACAGGAAAAUCAGGAGAUAAAUAUUACCGGAUGUGGCGGUUCGAAUGAUGACGUUCAGAUGGUUGAGGAUGAAUGCCAGGAUUUGACAGAGAGCUCGAGUUCUUUUGGUGAUACAGUAUCUGGGACACAGAAUGGCAUGAGUGUGGAUGGUGAUGAAGUUGAAUCGCGGUAUUGUGCAAAUCCGUCGGUGUCACUAUAUGAUGGAUAUUCUGAUGCAUUUCAUACAAGGAAGAAAAAGUUGACUGGUCACUGGAGGAAAUUUAUUCGGCCCCUUAUGUGGCGCUGUAAAUGGCUAGAACUGCAGAUUAAGGAACUUCAGUCUCAGGCCCUGAAAUAUGAUGAAGAAGUUGAAAAAUACAAUAAACUAAAGCAUUUUGAAUAUGGAGGUUACACAGCAGAAGGUUUUGAUGGAAAGUCCAUACCGUUUUCAAGUCAAAUUCAAAGAAGCACAGUCAUGAAAAGGAAGAAAAGAAAGAGAGUUGAAGAUACAACUGAUAUACCAUCAUUUAUAUCAAACCAUAAACUGUUUUCCUAUUAUGAAAAUAUAAAGUCCGGUGCUAAUGGUGGUUCCAUAGAAGAUGACUGUGGUAAUUUGGCUGGUAAAAGUAUUCAUGGCAUCAAUGAGUUUGAGAUUGAAUUCAGAGAUGGUGAUAGUACAUUGGAAGAUACUCUUCGGAAGAUUGAAUUAGUACAUUCACAAGUCUGCCAGUUGAAGACCCGAAUCGACAAGGUGGUGAAGGAAAAUCCUGCACUGUUCUGCUCUGCUCGAAGUCCUGCACUUGAAAUUGGGAAUGAUUUACUUGCAGAAACUCUACCAGAUGCAGCUCAGCAUAUUUUUGAGUGUAAUAUGGGAUCUUUUCUUUUGCCUGGGAGUGCAGUUUCAACUCUUGAGGGGCAAAACCCUCUUCCUGGUAUAACUGAGGACACAGAUCAGCCUUGGGUUGGCAUUGAACAAGAAAAUGGGGAGGAUGGAGACGUUGAACCCAAUGCAUUUGUCAAGAAAGAGCCACACUGUUCUGAAAACAAUAAAGAUCAGGUCAUACAGAAGCCUCUCCUAUCAAGCGCACAGCAGAAAAGUACUUUCUCUGUUCCAGCUUCAAAAACUGUCCCAAAAAAAUCCAGCAAACCUAAUGCCACUCAACAACCUGAUUCCACUACAAGGACUGAACACCCUUGGAACACAAGAAAUCGUGGGAAGCGUAAACCUGGUAGGUGGAGCAAGAAAUCGUAGAGUUAGCUGGACUAGAAGUGACUGAAUAUCAUUUGUUAUGAUAUUACUGUAUAUGGUGCUUAUUCUGCUGUACAUGCUCAACUCUCUCACAUGCACAUAUGAUUUCAUCUGUACAUGCUUCUUAAUUAGGCAGACACUUUAGUCUCAUGGGAGGUUUUGUUGUUUAAUUGAUUUCGGCAAUAUACAUCAAUCAUCCUUGUGUUAUACUGUAGAGAAAUAUUUAGUUUU
Argentina anserina (silverweed cinquefoil) is the source of this 1860-nucleotide messenger RNA. RefSeq lists its product as uncharacterized. The coding region runs from base 220 to 1632 and encodes 470 amino acids. The record is from RefSeq and is a predicted model, not a curated record. The transcript has 6 exons. NCBI's taxonomy places the organism in Eukaryota, Viridiplantae, Streptophyta, Magnoliopsida, Rosales, Rosaceae.